ACAAACUACAGCACAAGGCGGAUUUCAGACUUCCUCAUGGAUUAUGGCAUCAUGAGUGGAGCCGAAAUACUGAGGGGUGAAAUCCUUCAGGAGCUGCAUGACUGGCUGCUAAACAUCUUGGAGAGGCAGCCUCUUGACAUGGAGGGGUUACUUUUUGUUUGCCGUCACUAUUUAGUUUUAUUAAGCACUUUGGGUCAUACAGUACAAAAUGAGCUUACAUUUGUAACACUGGAUCUGCAGAAGGGCUGUCGAGGGCGUCCGAGAAUGACAAUUUCUGUAGAUACCCUCAUUCAUCUUGUAGAACUUUGGAUUCCAUCAAAAUGUAUCUGCAGACUCCUUGGUGUGUCAAGAGCUACACGUUUUAGGCGAAUGGCUGAAAACAAUCUGUCAAUAUCUACCUCAUACAGUAGCUGCAGUGAUGAGGAAUUGGACUCAUUGAACACAGGAAUUAAGAACACAAUGCCAGAUGCAGAGUAGUUAAAGGUGCUCUACUUGCACAGGGACAUAGAGUGCAAUGGGACAGAGUUUAUGCAUCCAUGCAUCGUGUGGAUAGUAUAGGUGUGCUCUCAAGGAUGACCCGUCUGAGAUGUGUGGCAAGGAGGACGUACACAGUUCCAUACCCAAAGUACAUGAUACACAUCGACACUAAUCACAAGCUCAUCAGGUACAACUUUGUUAUCUUUGGAGCAAUAGAUGGCUAUUCAAGAAAGAUUAUGUAUCUUAGGGUAGCAGACAACAACCGCUCUGAUACCCAUUUGGCAUUCUUCAAUGAAGCUGUGAAUGAGCAUGGGUUUCCUUUGAGAGUGAGAGGUGAUCACGGAGGAGAAAAUGUGGGGAUAGCAGAAUUUAUUUUCUCAGUUUGUGAAACUGAGAUUAACAGCUUCAUUGCCGGGAAAAGCGUGCAUAAUCAGAGGAUUGAGCGCCUUUGGCAUGACGUGUUCAUGAGUGUUACAGGAGUGUAUUACAACAUCCUGCACUGUCUUAAGGACCAACACUUCCUGAGCAACAGCAACAUCCUGCACAUAUUCUGCUGCCACUAUGUCUUUCUACCACGUAUUCAGGCCAGCCUAGAUGUCUUCAAGGAUGCGUGGGACAACCAUCCCAUCAGGACUGAGCAGAACCUAACACCCAAUCAGUUGUGGCAGGUGGGCCAGGCCCUCAACCCUGUUGCAGAUCCCGAGGAAGGUUUCAUUCCAGAGAUUCAGUGGGAGGAGAGUGGCUACACAAAUGAACCUCAUCACGUGGUCAAUAUUCCUGAACUGGACAGUCCUCUUUCGGAUCUGGAAAUGUUGGCACUGCAAGACAGCAUUGAUCCAUUGCAGCCAUCUGACUGUUUUGGAGCAGACAUAUAUAUAAACACUGUCCAAUAUGUUGAAAACUUACUAGAAGCAAGAUAGAACCACAUGGCUCUCUGUUGCCAUUACCCCCCAAUGACUGUUUAAAAAUCAAACUAUUGUGGAAAAUUUCAAUUAUUGUGAUAGUCUUAUGCUUGUCUCAUGCACAGUGGUCUAGCCCGCUGAGCGAUGGCAGAGGUUCAAGUCAUCCGUAAUUAAAAAACAAGAUCCUGCUGUUCAUGUAGCGUGCAUAUGUUUCUACAUGUCUAAAAAAAAAAAAAAAGAUUGAAGUUGCAAGGGGAAAGACGGACAUGGUAAUGAAUAAAAUUGAAUUUAAUUAAAUCAAUACUGAAAUCCUUGUUAUAUUAUUCUACGCAACCUAAAGUGUUAAAAAUCCCAUUGAGCUUAAAUAAAAAUUUGUGAAUGUAGGUUAUG
Messenger RNA from Fundulus heteroclitus (mummichog), 1769 nucleotides. RefSeq lists its product as uncharacterized. The coding region runs from base 537 to 1397 and encodes 286 amino acids. The record is from RefSeq and is a predicted model, not a curated record. Lineage: Eukaryota; Metazoa; Chordata; Actinopteri; Cyprinodontiformes; Fundulidae. Gene Ontology annotation, molecular function: nucleic acid binding. The transcript is spliced from 7 exons.